ACACUAUCUCCUUGGGAGGUUCUUCAUCCUCAGGACUGAUCAUCAGACACUGAGAUGGAUGAUAACUCAACCGGUGCUCUCCGACGCUCUGAAGCGUUGGAUCGAAGUCAUAGAGCAGUAUGACUUCGAGCCCCAGCACAUCAAGGGCGAGUACAACAAGGUUGUUGAUGCCUUGUCGAGUAGACCAGAUUUCUCUGGUGCGCUGAUCACUGAGUUUGGGCUUGCGGACAAUGUCACUCAGUCCAUGGUGGAAGCCUAUCGUGAGGAUCCGUUCAUGUUUGAGAUCAUCCGCAGACUCGAAGCGAAGGACAAAGUGACUUCUGCUGAGUUUGAGCUGGUCAACGGCUUGUUGUUCCUCGAUAAGGCUGGGAAUAAAUGUUUGUGUGUUCCGAAUAGCGAGUCUUUGCGUAGUUUGUUUUUAGGAGAGUGCCAUGAUGCCACCGGCCAUUUUGGGUACAAGAAGACCGCAGCCAAUCUGCUGCAGCGGUUCUGGUGGCCCACGAUGAUGCGAGAUGCCCAGCUGUACGUGGAGACUUGUCAAGUAUGUCAGAGGGACAAGCCACGUACGCAAGCUCCUCUUGGGCUCCUGAAGCCCCUUCCGAUUCCGGAAAGGCCUGGUGAGAGUUUGUCCAUGGACUUCAUGGAUACGCUGGUCACCACCAAGAGUGGGAUGAGACACAUCUUCGUUAUCGUGGAUAGAUUUAGUAAGUAUGCUAGAUUAGUAGCAAUGCCGGAAACAGCAAGGGCUGAGUAUGUGAUCAAAAUGUUCAAAGAGAACUGGGUAAGGGACUUUGGGUUACCGAAGUCUAUUAUUAGUGACAGGGAUGUCCGAUUUACCAGUGAAUUGUGGAAGGCCGCUGCUGCAGAGCAGGAAACCCAGUUGCAAAUGACUUCUGGGAAUCACCCAGAGGCCAACGGCCAGGCCGAGCAACUGAACCGCGCUGUAGAACAUCUGUUGAGGCAUUACAUCAAGCCCAACCAGGUGGAUUGGGAUGAGAAGCUUGCUCUCAUCGCCAGUCUGUACAAUAAUGCGGUACACAGCACCACCGGGGUGAGCCCGAACAGUUUGCUAUUGACUUUCAAGCCUAGACUACCCUUAGAUUUUCUCCUUCCUGAGAAUCAGUCAACGGCUGCACCAGGUACCUUAGAAUUUGCUUACCGUUAUGAACAGAAGAUGCAGCAGGCUGUAGAACAGAUGCAAAAGGCAGAGGCGACUAUGAUAGAAUCUGCGAGCAAACACCGCCGUGAGUCUUCAUUUCAGGUUGGGGACAAAGUCUGGGUUAAGCCCUCAGAACUGGGACAGGAGCACGGGAUCUCCCGCAAGCUCAUGCCACAGUACUUUGGACCAUGGGGACUGAUCCGGAUGGACCUUCUUACGUAGUCCGGAUCCCUGGUCAUCUUCGCACUUACCCUGUCUUUCACGCCUCCAAGCUUGCACCGUUCAA
This is a messenger RNA of Chara braunii, 1445 nucleotides long. The record is from the annotation of a GenBank genome assembly. Lineage: Eukaryota; Viridiplantae; Streptophyta; Charophyceae; Charales; Characeae.